This is a messenger RNA of Lytechinus pictus (painted urchin), 5445 nucleotides long. Its product is annotated as N-alpha-acetyltransferase 50-like. Gene Ontology annotation, biological process: mitotic sister chromatid cohesion. Gene Ontology annotation, cellular component: NatA complex. The record is from RefSeq and is a predicted model, not a curated record. Lineage: Eukaryota; Metazoa; Echinodermata; Echinoidea; Temnopleuroida; Toxopneustidae. The transcript is spliced from 5 exons. Gene Ontology annotation, molecular function: N-acetyltransferase activity. Bases 317 to 811 code for a protein of 164 amino acids.
AAAUUGGAAGCGCGCGUCAUUUAGAUCCUAGUCUUACUCGCAGAGAAAUUAUAGUUUUACAUUAAUAUUUUUCCUUUUGAAAUCCGUGUUGUAACGUAAAACAAAGAGUGAAAAUACAUUGAUUUAAUGAUUAUUUGAAAAUCAUCAAAUUUAAAAGUUAAUAUAGUUGCUAUAAAACGAACUCUUUUCCACUGCGUAAUUUUAUAAAUUCGUCCGACUGGUUCAAUCCUAAUUCAGAGCUAGCUCAGCUCAUCACGUUUCACCAUUUCCCGAAGAUAGAGACAGUUGAGCAAGGUGAAAAUUGUAUUUCAGCAACAUGACGAAAGGAAGAAAAGAUCUAGGGGACAUUACCUCCCACAAUAUAAAGCAGCUGAAGAAACUCAACUCUGUUGUCUUCCCUGUAUCUUACAAUGAUAAAUUCUACAAAGAUGUCCUAGAAGUAGGAGAACUGGCUAAACUUGCAUAUUACAAUGACAUUGUUGUCGGAGCAGUGUGCUGUAGGAUAGAUACAACAGAACAGGGAGCAAGACGUCUGUAUAUAAUGACCUUGGGAUGUCUUGCACCAUACAGGAGACUUGGGAUAGGCACCAUGAUGCUCAAACAUGUUCUAGAUUUCUGCGAGAAGGAUGGACGCAUUGAUAAUAUAUACUUACAUGUCCAGGUCAAUAACGAUUCUGCCAUUGACUUCUACAAAAAGUUUGAAUUUGAGAUCAUCGAGACGAAAGAGCAUUACUACAAACGCAUUGAACCCGCCGACGCACACGUACUUCAGAAGACUCUACGAACCGCCGUUGCUCAAACGUCGUCAUGAGAGGGAGUCUUUGAGGUGUCGUAUUUCAUUGAACUUUGAGUCAUAAUAGUCUGGACUGGAAAUUGUGGAACCGUGUGGUCCUGUACUCAGUGUGUGACUGCAGUAUCGGAGAGUCAGAGAAUAGAGAACUUAUUGGAUAGAAAUGAUAAAACUUAAGUAGGAACCUUCAAUGACUAGGAGAAGAGACAUGUAAGUGAGGUGAAAAAGAAACGUCUUUGGAUGAAGAUAUUUCUUUAUCCAAAUAUCUUUAUCGAAGCUGCCGACUAGUACUGAUUUUCAAUAUUGAUACUGGAAAUGAGAAUACUGAUGGUUUCAUGCAAAAUACUGAUUUCUGAAGUUUCAGUUUUAUGUGUUUUCCUGUGGUAUUUCUUUUGAAAGUAAUGUUUUUUUUUCAUUGAUCACCAAAAUACUGCUUUUCAGCUGUUAAAAUACUGAAAUGUUCUUCUUUAAGUUGGCAGCUCUGUUUAUCAAAUAUCUUUGGAUAAAGAAAUAUCUUUUUUCGAAGUUUCGAACACAUUUGAACUUUUGAAGGAUUUUAUUGUGAAGAAUAAAUGGUGUAGAGGUGUCACAGUACACCGUGUGUCUUUCGUUGGCGUAUGGUGGUCCUGAAGAGGACCACCCAAACUCGACGUUUCAAUAAGUGUGUUCUUGUCGUCUUGAGAGACAUGUUCUGGUGGUCCUUUCAAGACCAACACAUGCCCAUGAAAGAAUACAUGGUGUAUCGUGAAACCUAUACACAUUUACAAAUACAUUAGUCGGUAUUCUGAUCUCUACUUUUAAUUUUAACAAUGGUCUAAAUGUCCACGAUUUCAAUAUGGGUAGCCAAACGACACAGACGUAGUUGAUCAUGUCAUCAACAUUAUUGGGGAUCAAACUAAUUACCAAGUGUCUGGAUAGGUCCAAGUAAAUGUAAGAAGCAGAGAGUGUAGCCAUAUUUUUGUAUCAUAUGGCUGCACAUAAUGCCAGCCCGGAAUUUAAUAGUCUGUGGUCUAAGUUUAACCAGAGCUCUUGGGAGCGUUUCAUCAACAUUUUCGACAAGUUGUCAGGUCUGACAACUUUCCUUGAUAAUGAUUGGCUUGGAGUCACUGUUACCUUUACUGUCAGAUAAAACAUUAUUUGUUGGAUAAAAUGUCCGGCAAUUCAUUCCAUGAAAUGCUCCCCAGAAUUAUGUUGUAUUUAAAUAAUACGGACUCGUCUUGGUGAAGAUGUCACUUCAUGUACAUGUCUAUUGCCAAGAUUGGAUCAUUAUGCCUGAGCUGUAGAUGAGGGUAAUGUGAAUCUUAGGGACCGUAUUUUUAUUAUUGAGGUCCGUUCGCAUGCAGGAGAACGCUGGACAGUUUCAAGAACGGGUUCCGACGAUUUGUGGGCGUGGCAAUGAACUUGUGGGUGUGGCAAUGAACUUAUCGGGCGGAACGAAGCGGAAUGGUGAUCGGCGGAAUGCAGGAGAAUGGUACCCAGUCACAUCCUGGCGUCAGAGAUGUGAGAAUCGAGGAUCUCGGCGCCGGCCGGUAUAGAAUGCUCGCUCAGCUUAGCUCUCAAGAAAACAGCGGCAUGAGUACAAGUGCGCUUGCUUUAAUUUAAUCUAGAAGUAAAUUAUCAGUUGAUGCUUUACCACCAUUAUCAAUAUCCUUUCUUCCCUUAUUCCCUUUCUCGUGCAUGUGAUAUGUGUGACACUUGACUGAGGCCCGUAUUUUGUUUUGGAUUCGAGUACUAGUAUGGAGGCGAAGUGUGUUCGAACAUCCAACCUCCAUGGUUCAAAGUAACUAGUUGUGUCGCGUCGGACGUGAUUUUGGUUGGUUGAUUGAUAGUAUUUUUUGCAGAGGGGGGGGGGGGGGGGUCAUUAAAUUUUUUCUCCCAUUGCCUACAUUGUGAUAUGAAAUGAUUUUGUUAAAAUUAUUUUCUGUAUUUGAUGAAUCAUUGUAUGCCUUUCUUCAAUUAUUAUUUUGACAUGAAUUCAUGAAUUCUAGAUUUACUGUACUCCAACGGGUAUGAAUUGAAUUAAUUACCGUAAGAUGAAAAUGGGCCAUUCCGGUUAAGGAGAGAAAACGGCAAGGUCAAAAUCGAGCCCCUCCCCCAAAAAUAUAUAUCAACAUAAGAAAUUUGUAGUGAGUGAAUUAUUAUUCACCAGUCCUGUAGAGAUAGCAGUGAUAACUUCAAGACGGAAAACGGUUUUUUCAUUGUUGAGAAUUUUACGAUUUAAGUAUGAAUUUCUCCCCAAAAAUGUACUGAAAAUUUGGACAAACAGAAUAUAUACUUAAACAAACUGGAAUAAAACAAAAUUAAAGACAAACGUGAUGGAGUUGGAUUACCAUAAAGAAGUCUGAUGUGUAUGUUUGUUGAUAAUUCCAACUAAAUUGUUGACAUGUUUUACGUUUCAGAAAUAUUGCCGUUUGAAAAACUAGUAUUGAGACGUUACCAUGUCCGUCCCCUGAUAAUAGAUUCAUUAAUCUCUUAUUAUAUCGAACCUGUAAAUCAUCUUGUCUUUCUUAACCUUAUCAUAUUAUACACUCAUGAGGACUCUUUCAAUCCCAUAUGGUAUGAUCAGAUAUUCCAUGUACGAGAGAUAUGAAAAUGUACUUUCAAAAAUCUGAUAUUUUUGUCCGUCCCCUUCGUAACGUCCCAACUUUCAAGUUUCUAUACCACACACACGAUACGAGAUUCAUCUCAAAAGUUCUUGAGCACGUGCGCCGGUCAACCCUGUUCAUACACAUACAAAAUUUUCCAUGUGUGUUUUCAGUCACGUAGUCCCAGGGAGAAAAAAAGCAUGUCCGUCCCUUCAAUAUGUUUGCCGUAACGUCUAAACUUUCGUGCUUUGUCUUGGGUGAUUGUUAUGUUUUGGUGUUGAUUUCUCGUAUUUUGUCGCGGUGUGUUGAUUGAUUAGUGAUAUUUUUCCGUACUACCCUCAUUUCUAAACGUAUUUGUAAAGAUAUCCAAUGAUUUUCUUUCUUUAUUAGAAUAUAAUUUGCAUUUACUUGAAUAUAUGUUAUCAAAUUACGACGACCUAAAUAUUGAUGAUUAUUACAAAUAUUAAGGAAAAAUCUACGUAAUUCUAAAAAUGGCCGGGAAUGUAGUAAUCAAGAGAUGUAGUCUUGUUGGGAGUUUCAUUCUGAACAAACAAAUAAAAAAAAUAUAUAUAGGUAAGGAGAUAAUCCGGACAAUUAUAUAGAUAUCAUGACGACGUUACUCAUUUGAUGUGGACAUGAUUUGAGGGUGUCCACCGUCGCGUCUCAAACUAAAAAAGUUUACUUACAUGCAUAAUCGAUACUUUUAUUUAAUUCUGAUCUACAAUCAUAUCUAGUUGGCAAGAUUAUCGAAUUCUUAUUCUUCAUAAUGCUGCAAAAUAAAGCAAGAAGUUUUCUUACCUUUUUGCCAUGCUUCACCUUCGCUAGGACGUUAUUCUGAAUCACAAAGACAUGUCCAAUAUUUUAUCCAAUGACGUCCAAAUUGUAAAAACGGCACAUCGUACAUUAUCUACUCUUUUAUAGAUAAAAUGUGUAUUUCCAUAAUAAAUCUUACGACUGCCCAUACCUUCCGAGACACUUAAAAAGGUUUUAUAAAUUUUACAUGUAAACAAAAUGAUGUAAAAGGCACUAGAACAGACUAGACGUUAUGAUCUCCAUGAGGACACUGUAGAAUUAAAUGUCCGCAAUAACGUCCUCGUAACAAUUAUGUAUUUUACCAUAUUUAGUUUUAUAUUUAUUUCAAAAACAUAUCAAAAUCUUCUAAUCGUUCUCAGAAAAAACGUUUAAAUCACAAUCAGGCUUUACGUUUAUAAAGUGAUCACCGUAUGUGAUGUUUAUGGCUGCUCUCUUUACUUCAGACGUUAUGAUUUUAAACGACAAUGUCUUCCGUAACGUCGCACGACUUUUACACCAUAAUUUGUUGCUGGUGAUUCUUUAGAUUUAGGUGGUUGUUUUAUUCACAUGAAUUCAUGAAAUAGUGCUUUCAAGCAACUUUGAUUUUCUGUUCUAGAAUUAAAAAAAACAAUCGAAAGAUAUAAAAACUACAAAUUAGACGUUACGACUUUGACGAUGGACAUUGCCAAAAAUGUGUCGCAUAUAUAAUUUUAAUAAUGCUUGAAAUUGUCUUUAUUUUCAUUUGUUUUACCUCGCAAUAAACUAGUAUUCAAGAGUUGAAAAAAAAUGUUAAUUUAGGCAUACAGUAUCAAGCGAUGCACGAUGUGACAAGUGUCCUUUUAAGACGUUAUUUAUUCUUUUUAAUAUUCCACAAUGUCUCAUAUAAAAUUCAGGAUUUUUGGAAAGUGGCGGCUAAAUUUUUUGACAUCGAGGGCUGCGAAACGGGAUGAAAGUCGGGGGGGUGGUCGACCAUGCAAAAAAAAAUCAAAAUCAGAUGUUUUUUUCUGAUGGGAUAAAGCCAUCCCAGCGCCCCCCCCCCCCCCCCGUUCUGGGACCCCUGGUAUCAGCGGCGGUUUGGAUUUAGGUGCCCAAAUUAUGUCAAUGUUGUGUGGCCAAUGUUGUAAUUCGAAUUGUGACAGAAUUCCAUUUUCUUCUCUUUUGACAAUAAAAUUAUAAUCUUGCUUUAAUCAAAUGUAUUUUAUUUUAUUUUAUUUUGGAUUCUGAAACAAAUGUAUUGAAUAAACAUAUUUUAAUGGUUCGCUACCUAAAAAGAUAUUU